ACAACAGUAACAAUGCUGACAGUGAUGAGGAGGAUGCCAGCUCUCAGUCGGCUAACUCAGUCUCUGACUCCAGCCAUUCUUCUGCCAAACCAACAGUUAUCCCGAAUGCUAAGGAGAUCGACUUGGCCAGGAGGAAGCGUCGUGCUGCUCGAGCCCAGAAAGAGUUCAUCUCUUUGAGCAGAGAUGGCCGAAGCUCGGCUGGCAGCACCCCAGAUCACCAUAGCAGACAUGAUGAAGAUGAUGAUGAAGAGCCAGAUGAUCACGAGCGGAGGAUUGAGUUCGCCCCACGAAUGAAGAGCAUCAGGGAAACGAUUGCAGAAAAACUAGGAGGAUCUGAUGACAGUUUCUCAAGCACUGAUGGGGAGGAGCAGGAGCUUUGGGAGCAGACUCAGAUUGAAAAAGGAGUCAAGAGACGACCAGGAGAGCAGAGUCCAUCAGGCAGUGAGGCCAGUAGCAGCAGCAGCAGGCGGGCCAGAGAAACACACAAGAAGAGAUCAACAAAGCUCCAAGUCCCAAAGACUCAUCCUCCUGUUCCUGUCUCGAUGAUAAAGAGAAGGAUUACUGUAAAACUGGACUCUUUGAAGGAGGUGCACAGAGCACGGCAGGCAGAGCUGAGGAGGAUGGAGGGAGACGCUGAGAACGCUAAAUCCUCCUUGGAGCUGCUGGAGGAAAGUUCCUCAGAGAAUCAGCUCAAGUUUUACAGAACCAUGACUCUUUACGUUCACAACCUGGGGGAGUGUCUGCGGGAAAAGAUUGUUGAAAUCGACUCUUUGGAGCUGGAGUUGCACACGCUGCUGUCCAACCAGACGGAGGCGCUGUUGGCUCAGAGAAGAAAGCGGAUUCAGGAGCAGGCAGAGAGCCUGCAGCAGCUCAGCUACAACACGGAUGGGCAGAACGGCAGCUCAGUCAAGGAAACAAAUGUAUGGAACAAAACUGACCUUAGUACAGAGGAGGAUGAUGAGUCACAUAAAGACACAGAACUCUCUCCAGAAGAGGAGCAGAUGCAGAAAAGAAUCGCUGACACCCAGCUGAAGGCCCAGGCGGUGUUUUCUGAUGUCCAAGACGACUUCUGCGACGUGAAAAAGAUUCUGUCUCGCUUUGAAGAAUGGAGGCGAUCCUACUCCGAGUCCUACCACAAUGCCUACAUCUCUCUGUGUCUGCCCAAGUUACUGAACCCCAUCAUUAGACACCAGCUGCUGGGGUGGAACCCUUUAAAAGAUGUCAGUGGAGACUUUGAAAACCUCCCAUGGUUCACGGCAGUGGAGACGUUCUGUCACGGGCACGACCACGAGGAGCUCGAGCACACCGACAGGCAGACGCUCUCUAAUGUCAUCGAAAAAUCCCUCCUCCCCAAAAUAACCGCCUUCGUUGAGCAGGUGUGGGACCCCGUGUCCCACCAGCAGUCAGCCUGCCUGUCUGGUGUUUGUCACAGACUGAGGGAGGAUUACUCCAUCUUUGAGGGAGAGCAGAGUAAACCAGUCAAGGGCUUACUUGAGGCUGUGGUCUGCAGACUGAGGAGCUGUGUGGAUGAAGAUGUUUUCAUCCCCCUGUAUCCUAAAAAGUGUUUAGAAGACAGAUCAUCUCCUCAGCGUCGCUUCAGAGAUGAGCAGUUCAGGACGGCUGUAAAACUGCUAGAAAACAUGGGAAAAUGGGAUCUGCUGCUCCCUGACUCUGUUUUGAAAGAGUUAAUGUUGGACAAGCUGCUGAAUCGAUACCUGAUGAUCACCCUGUGUAGCCAAACCCUGUCCAGCACGAGUGCUGCUUCUGCGUGCAAAAAGAUCGCAGAUUGUUUGCCUCUUUCUUGGUUCAAAGAUGAGAGUGUUUGUUUGCCGCAGCUCCAGAAUUUCAGGAACUAUGUAGUUCAAAAAGUACACAGCCUCUGCAAACAGCAGCCCCCUCAAGAUCCAAACACCAGGUCGGCUGUGACUGAAGAUCUGAAGGUUCUGAGUAGAAUCAGAUGCUACGACUCGAUCGUGGCUUUAACAGAGAAAUACAAAUAUGAAGAUGUUGUCUACGCUCACCAGCUGCUGAACCAAGAGGAAGAUUGAACAAGAAACACAAAGGAUCAGACCAAACAGAGUCACAUGUCAGAGGGGGAACAAAAUUAUCUUUUCUUAUUGGGAUGGAAAACUCUUCAGAAUUUUAAUCAGCAUUUGUUUGCUGUUCUGUAUAAAUGAUUAUAUAUUUUUAUGAAUAAAUGAGUUCAUUUAA
This is a messenger RNA of Austrofundulus limnaeus, 2211 nucleotides long. RefSeq names its product GC-rich sequence DNA-binding factor 2 (gene gcfc2). Gene Ontology annotation, biological process: mRNA splicing, via spliceosome. The record is from RefSeq and is a predicted model, not a curated record. Lineage: Eukaryota; Metazoa; Chordata; Actinopteri; Cyprinodontiformes; Rivulidae. Gene Ontology annotation, molecular function: DNA binding. Gene Ontology annotation, cellular component: nucleus.